AUGUCCCAACCGACGAACUUUGGUGAAACAAUUUCAAACGGAAUUCAGGACGUUGCUGCUCUGCUCCCUUUGCUAGGUACAGAGCAAUGCGAGCGACAUGUGGGCACCGCGCUGGAGAAGGGCUAUCUAUAUGCAGCGGCGACACCUCUGUCAAUUUUUGGCAGCCUUGGCAUAGUGAGAACGGCAUUCUCGACUCUCCUGGCCACCACCACACGACCUUUUUACGGCGGCAGCUGGUUGAAUGAUGCCGGAUUUGGAACCUCAGGCUCGGUUUCGUCAAUGGUCACUCUUGUGAAAGACACGCAACAGUAUGGUGCCGAGGUUCAGCUACAGCGGCUGAUGAGGGAACAGCAUAUUGACGAUCCUGAGCUCGUCGCUGAGAUAGAAUGGCACGGUUGGAGGGGGAGGAACAGGGCACAUGGAUUAGAGUCGCCACUUGCCUUACCGUGGAAUGUCGCUCUCAUCUUGACCUCGAUGGCCUUGUCGCUUGCCAGUAUCUCGCCAUAUCUCUACCUCAUCCACGAAAAUUGGGGGCGUGCGACGUUAUGGUUGUUCCCCAUCCUCCGCUCUUUUGGAGCGUUGUUGUGUGUAGUUGCGGUGCAGCUCGCCCUCCAGAUCAGAAUAUACCGUAUCACCGUGAUCAGCUUACUCCUGAUGAAAGCGCGCAAGCGAUAUCCCUUGUCAAUCGAAGAAGAUAAUAAAGACCGGGAUAUACUGUUGGAAAUGCGGUUGCGCAACCUCCGAGACGAACUAGGUGACGCUUCUGACCCAGAGAAGCAUCCCGAUCGCUUACUCCAGGCAGAGGUUCAGAAGGCUGAUACCCACACCUUAUCCCAAGAUGCCCCCAUGUUCUUCCUUCAGGCCAUUCUCGUCGCUGGGAUGGGCAUGAUCGUCGCUGGCUACAUUGGUUGUUUCAACAUGGUUAACCGGACGAACGUGGAAGGUGGUCCCUACGUGUGGUUCGGGAUGGAGACCGGUCUUUCGGUCAUCCGUAUCGCGUUAUGGGGUUGGAAUCCUCCUUGGGAUGAGCGUAAUAAGGAUUUGACGAUACGAUUGGCAUUGCAUAGCCAGGAUCUUGCCUCUGCCCCUCCCGUUCUCUCGGAUUCCGAGCCGUCGCCCGGCUAUACCGGGGCGGACAAAGCUGACGCAGGCCAGCUCGUUUACGUUCUUCCCAUAUCAUCUUUCCCCCUUAUCACCAUUCCCAAAUAUCUCUCGCAAUUGAAUACACCUUCUGAAUUCAGUUGGGGAUGGCAGAGGGACAAGAAAGAUUUCUUCAUCGUCGAGAGCACUGAGGAUUUCCUCACUGCUGCCACCCCGAAUGUAGGACCCUUGCCACGGCUCGAUAUGAAGGAUAUGAAGGACAUAUCGUUAUAUUACGCCAUUGUUCCUGAUAUCAGUGGCCAUCAAGAGAGGAAGCUUCUUUGUAUGAACGUCUGCCGGAUUGACUCAAAGUGGGCCUCUGUUUCUUUCUUCAUUGAUGGAGACAGGUCGUAUACUGCGUUUACCUCUCAUUCUCGAGUCUUUCCUGGAACUCGUGCCCUCCAAGUCACUUUAGAUAACGAGGUACAGCGGGAUACAAUCACAGUCGUCGAUAGUCAAACGCUCGAUCUUCUUGUUGACUACUCCUUCCGUCUGUUCCGCCGAAUGUGCACAAUAGAUAACUCGGGUGAUCGACUAUCCCUGUCAUGGAACGUCACUCUUCCUUCUUCUCUUCAUUCCGCAGAUAAUGGGAAACCGAUUCCUUUGACAGCCGUUGACAAGGAGUACAUCCGAGUGCGUCAGAGACAAACUCUCCAAGGAGAUUAUUGCAUGCAGAGGGGGAACAUUCUUUUGGGAGUCUUCCAGAACUCUGCUAGUGAUGAAUGGGGACUUCUUCUAGAGAGCGCUGUCAUGGAGGCGUACCUCUGCGUACUUGAACAUCGUUUCGUUCAGUCAGUCUCGCUGUCCCCUGCCCGUUCCCGCGGAAUCGGGUUGGAAUGGAUUCGAAGUAUGGAGGAUAGGGUCUCCUUGGAGACAGAGGAAUGUGUCAGAAGGCAGAAGAGUACCGACCCAUACUCUCUUAUCGGUUAUGAGUUGACGUGGGAUCUACUGGCACAGGAGCUUGGAUCCCUUCGUCGAUUGCCCUCCGAUAGCGACGUAUUACGGUGUUGGAAUCAAACCAUCGCCAAGAUCAUGGAUCACCCCGACCAGCUAAGUAUCUCGGAGCUCAUCGGAUUGCCGCCACUUAAAGAUCUAGAGAGGCUCACAGACAAACUCCUCCCACUCUUUGUUGCGAAUGGUGUCCCAACCCAGGUGUAUCGUAAUAUGAUCACUUUUCUUCGAACGUCGUUGCACCGUUUACGCAACACCAAAGCGUUUUCACUAUAUGACCGCAUUGAUCCAUACGGUCCAGGGUCCCCCGAAUUCAGUCCUCCCUUCACAAAGAUUCGUGAAUUCUCAGAAAACAUCUCGAGAGAGUUGUCCCGCCAGUUCGAUUCGGUUCAAAUGCUUGAAUUCGCUUUCUGGAAGGACACAGCCAGUAUCUUGCUCGAUGUCCUCCAUCUUCUUAAUUCUCUCCCUCCAUCAUCUUCACUCACAACCAUGAUCUUCAAUCGAUCGCCGUUCGGCAACGAAGCUAAUCAAUUGAUGACGUCUAUCCUGCAGAGGCAUCGUCAGAUAAUGUGGGCUCUUUUCGACAGUUGUGACCAUGUUGAUAGAGCUCAUAUAGACCGCGCCAUCGCUGCCAAUCGUCAGAAGUGGAAAGAAGAUGCGCGGAGCGGGGGCACAUUCGGAUAUAGCACCGGAUGCGACCCCAGUCUUGAAUAUCGGGGUGAUUAUGAGGCCGCCACCAUGUAUCAACAGGACGUUAUCAUGACGGACGGUGCAGACCUUGUUGCUAUAAUAUAUAUUCCACAACCAGGCAAAAUCGUUCUCAAUCUUUCGAUUAAACCUGGAUAUGAUCGUGUCACUCUCAUUGCUACUCUUACGCGGUCACCCUCAGCCUCGGUUGGGGAAACCAAUAAUGCUUCCCAAGAUCGCCACGCACGUCGCUUCCAAGUUGUUAGUUCCGACUAUCCUGACUUCAAACCUGUGUCAAUCGGAGGCUUUCCUGAAUUAGAGUCGGGUUUUUAUGAGUUGCGAAUUCGACUCGUUGAGGAAUAUCACUACUUGUUCAGGGAGAUCACCAUCGACUUCAUUGCGCGGACGGAUGGAGAAGAUUCGGGCGAGGGAGUGCAUGAUAGUGAGGCAGUGGAGGGUAGCGAGGCGAGGGAAAUAAGGAUGCUCAGAAGUGAGGGGGAGCAGUUGAGGGUAUUCAGGAGGCAGGGGCAGCAGUGA
Molecule: messenger RNA, 3315 nt
Organism: Marasmius oreades (fairy-ring Marasmius)
Lineage: Eukaryota; Fungi; Basidiomycota; Agaricomycetes; Agaricales; Marasmiaceae
Exons: 2
Coding region: 1-3315 (1104 amino acids)
Source: RefSeq, a predicted model, not a curated record